GUUUUCAAUGAAUCUGAUUUCGUGAAUUUAUCUGUUUUUGAUAGAGAAAUGGUAGAUCCCGAUAGGGUUUUCUUUGUACGUGUUAUGCGUGAGUGGGUCUCAAGAUUUACUGGUAAAGUUAUUGAAAAUUUUGAGAUUCAUCUCUCCCAGCCGAUGGGUUUCGCAGGAGAUAUAAUGUCUCUCACUGAAUUCGCCACCUCCCGACAAGUCAAGAACUUAGUUCUUGAUUUCUCAGAUCCUAUCCAAAGAAACUUAAGUCAAGCCCAACAGACUAUAAGAGAUUGUCUACUAAGAUGCAGAUAUCUUCAAAAGAACGAUUUAGAUGUUUCUCAUCUCUUUUUCAAUCUUUUAUAUGUUAGAACUUUAACGGUCUGCUCCUUUUUCCUUCAGAGAGCUCCAUCGCCUUUAGUGAUAGAUCCAGUAAGUUAUUGGCUCACUAGCAAAGCUUACGAGUGUUUGGAAAAAACGCUAAAGGUUGUGAAGGUAAAGAAAUUCCGUGGAAGCUCGAACGAGUUACAUAUGCUUCAAUACUUGAUUCGUACCGGGUGUGUGAUGGAACGAGUUGAUCUUUACGAGGCAAAUGGAUUGAACCAUAAUCAAAAGAGGUGGGUACUAGCUGUGGUUGAGGAGUUUCAGCAGAAUUUCAAGAGCGCUUCGGGGCAUUUACGAAUUACUCUACACAAUGCUUGAUUCAAGCAUUUUCUAGUGAAAAAGAAUUCAUUGAAUGAUCUUUUCAACUUUGCUUUAUUUCAUAUUGAGGGUGCGUAUGUUUUAUUUGGAUUAGUUGUUCAGUUGUUUAAGUUUAUGCUUUUCCUAUUUGGCUUGGUAAGAAAAAUAAUUGAUAAUU
Molecule: messenger RNA, 847 nt
Organism: Arabidopsis arenosa
Lineage: Eukaryota; Viridiplantae; Streptophyta; Magnoliopsida; Brassicales; Brassicaceae
Source: the annotation of a GenBank genome assembly